AUGGAGAGCCCAGACUUGCCUGGAGAGACUACAGACAUGCAUGGAGAGACUACAGACAUGCAUGGAGAGACUACAGACAUACCUGGAGAGACCACAGACAUACCUGGAGAGACCACAGACAUACCUGGAGAGACCAUGGACAUGCCUGGAGAGACCACAGACAUGCCUGGAGAGACCACAGACAUACCUGGAGAGACCACAGACAUACCUGGAGAGACCACAGACAUGCCUGGAGAGAUCACAGACAUACCUGGAGAGACCACAGAUAUGCAUGGAGAGACCACAGACAUGCCUGGAGAGAUCACAGACAUGCCUGGAGAGACCACAGAUAUGCAUGGAGAGACCACAGACAUACCUGGAGAGACCACAGACAUGCCUGGAGAGACCACAGAUAUGCCUGGAGAGACUACAGACAUGCCUGGAGAGACCACAGACAUACCUGGAGAGACCACAGACAUGCCUGGAGAGACCACAGACAUGCCUGGAGAGACCACAGACAUGCCUGGAGAGACCACAGACAUGCCUGGAGAGACCACAGACAUGCAUGGAGAGACCACAGACAUGCCUGGAGAGACCACAGACAUGCCUGGAGAGACCACAGACAUACCUGGAGAGACCACAGACAUGCCUGGAGAGACCACAGACAUGCCUGGAGAGACCACAGACAUGCCUGGAGAGACCACAGACAUGCCUGGAGAGACCACAGACAUGCCUGGAGAGACCACAGACAUGCCUGGAGAGACCACAUACAUGCCUGGAGAGGCUACAGAAAUGCCUGGAGAGACCACAGACAUGCCUGGAGAGACCACAGACAUACCUGGAGAGACCACAGACAUGCCUGGAGAGACCACAGACAUGCAUGGAGAGACCACAGACAUACCUGGAGAGACCACAGACAUACCUGGAGAGACCACAGACAUGCCUGGAGAGACCACAGACAUGCAUGGAGAGACCACAGACAUACCUGGAGAGACCACAGACAUGCCUGGAGAGAUCACAGACAUGCCUGGAGAGAUCACAGACAUGCCUGGAGAGACCACAGACAUGCCUGGAGAGACCACAGACAUGCCUGGAGAGACCACAGACAUGCCUGGAGAGACUACAGACAUGCCUGGAGAGACCACAGACAUGCCUGGAGAGACCACAGACAUGCCUGGAGAGACUACAGACAUGCCUGGAGAGACUACAGACAUGCCUGGAGAGACUACAGACAUACCUGGAGAGACUACAGACAUACCUGGAGAGACCACAGACAUACCUGGAGAGACCACAGACAUGCAUGGAGAGACCACAGACAUACCUGGAGAGACUACAGACAUGCCUGGAGAGACCACAGACAUACCUGGAGAGACCACAGACAUGCCUGGAGAGACCACAGACAUGCCUGGAGAGACCACAGACAUGCCUGGAGAGACCACAGACAUGCCUGGAGAGACCACAGACAUGCCUGGAGAGACCACAGACAUACCUGGAGAGACCACAGACAUGCCUGGAGAGACUAUAGACAUGCAUGGAGAGACCACAGACAUGCAUGGAGAGAUCACAGACAUGCCUGGAGAGACUACAGACAUGCCUGGAGAGACCACAGACAUGCCUGGAGAGACUACAGACAUACCUGGAGAGACCACAGACAUGCAUGGAGAGAUCACAGACAUGUCUAGAGAGCAAUAA
This is a messenger RNA of Candidula unifasciata, 1671 nucleotides long. The record is from the annotation of a GenBank genome assembly. Lineage: Eukaryota; Metazoa; Mollusca; Gastropoda; Stylommatophora; Geomitridae.